GAUUAGUGAAUUGCGACUGCGUAUAGUUGAUAACUAUGGUUGACAAUGUAUAUUAAUGUUUUUUGAAAUCGGUUUAGCAGUCAUUGAUUUUAGUUCCCAACAUUGUAUAACACCUAUAUACUUUGUACAAUUAUUAUGUACUUAGGUAUAGGUACUAGGUAGUUAAAAGGAAGGUAAGUGUAGGCAUACGUAAUAAGUACGUUUCCAUGGGAUGAUAGUGUCACACCAUGAAACAUAAUAAUUAUAAUUGCUGAAAUUAACGUGCACGUAACUACUCAGCAUCCUCCAUAUAUAAGGGCGCCUUGACGAAGUGUCCGGAACAAUUCUAUCUUACUUUGUACUGAAAUAUUUAGAAAAUAAAGUAAAAAAUGGCAGCUAUUCAUAACAGUGAAAGUUUUAUUAUUCUUAUUAUUUUCGCAGUGAUAGUUCAACUGACUUGUUUUCCCUUGGACCCGUCUGAUGAUGAUCACACCUUAGUUCUCCGCUUCAAAAGGCAGUUGGGGAAUAGCCAUAUUGCAGACCAUGCAUUAGUCUCAGCUCAUGAGUUGAAAGGAGCGCAGCAUGGCCGAUACGGCUACGGGCAGCAGCACGACACAGUCAUCGUCAACGUACCUGACAAUAAUAACAACAACAACUACAGGAAUCCUAACAACAAUGGUGGCACAACAGUAGUGGUUGUAGAAGAACAAAACUCCAGAUACCCGACCGGACGAACCGGCUACGGCUACUACCGCAGGAUGUAAUCCCCAGCUGGAACAAUACCUACUGUAUUACUAUAUUUAACUAUUAUUAUAAAUAAGUACAUAGAACAAUGACCUAUUUUAGGGAAUCCCUCUUGAUUACAUCUAAUGUAUACGUAACAUACUUUUAAACGUUAAAAAAUCGUUCCGGUGAAAAACGUUUUUCAUCCAACCUCUGAAGAGGUAUAAUAACAUGUUGUGUUUCAUCAAAUUAUGGAAUCCUAUUCUGAUUGUAUUAACUGGUAAUACCCGACUAUGAAUUGGCAGUAAAACUAUGAUUACUAAUGUUACGUUGUUGCUUUAUUAUACUAAGUAGAGGUAUGUAAGUAUACACUGUAUUCAAUUAUUCUACAACCAUUUCAAUUUGCAAUAAAAUAUCUUCUAGACAGAA
Messenger RNA from Plutella xylostella (diamondback moth), 1131 nucleotides. RefSeq lists its product as uncharacterized. The record is from RefSeq and is a predicted model, not a curated record. NCBI's taxonomy places the organism in Eukaryota, Metazoa, Arthropoda, Insecta, Lepidoptera, Plutellidae.